UACUCUUGCCUUCACUCCUCACUCCUCACUCCUCACUCACUAACUCUUGAAUCUUGUCUUCAUAAUUCUUAGUCUUCUGCCAAAGAUGGCCAUGCAUUUCGGGCUGCCCCGGUUGCUAUUACAUGCAAUUUUCUUGCUUGUUUUUCUAGCAUUUCAUGCAUCAAGCUGUGAACAAGAGGACUACUGGCAGAUGAAGCUACCAAAAGUCCCUAUGCCACAAGCUAUUAAGGAUAAUCUAUUUCAUCCUAAAGAUAAGAUGUCUAUGAUGACUCCAAGCAUUGAGACAAAGGAUAAGGCCGCUCAUGGCAACGAUGCAGAUAAGGCAAAGAAAGCUAAUACAAACCAACCAUUCACUGUCGUGGGUUGGAAAUACAAUGCCGAUGGUGCAAAAGAGAGGGUUGGUAUGUCCCAACCUUACACCGUAAUGGCAUGGAAAUACAAUGUUGAUGAUGCAAAAGAGAGAGUUGGUAUAGACCAACCUUACACUGUUUGGGGAUGGAAUUACAACACAGACAGCGCCAAUAAAGAGAAGGUGAAAGAAGCAUACAAGCCAUUGUCUAUUGAGACCAACACAAAGAAAACUGGUAUAGACCAACCUUACACUGUCUGGGGAUGGAAUUACAACACAAACAGCGCCAAUAAAGAGAAGGUGAAAGAAGCAGAAAAGCCAUUGUCUAUUGAGACCAACACAAAGAAAACUGGUGUAGACCAACCUUACACUGUCUGGGGAUGGAAUUACAACACAAACAACGCCAAUAAAGAGAAGGUGAAAGAAGCAGAAAAGCCAUUGUCUAUUGAGACUAACACAAAGAAAACUGGUAUAGACCAACCUUACACUGUCUGGGGAUGGAAUUACAACACAGACAGCGCCAAUAAAGAGAAGGUGAAAGAAGCAAAUAAGCCAUUAUCUAUUGAGACCGACACAAAGAAAACUGGUAUAGACCAACCUUACACUGUCUGGGGAUGGAAUUACAACACAGACAGCGCCAAUAAAGAGAAGGUGAAAGAAGCAGAAAAGUCAUUGUCUAUUGAGACCAACACAAAGAAAACUGGUAUAGACCAACCUUACACUGUCUGGGGAUGGAAUUACAACACAAACAGCGGCAAUAAAGAGAAGGUGAAAGAAGCAGACAAGGUAUUCACCAUGGACACUAGCACAAAAAAAGCUGGUACGAAACAGCCUUACACUGUCAUGGGUUGGAAAUACAACGCAGACAAUGGUAAAAGAGAAAAGGUUGGUCAUGAAGUAAGUGUUGGAUCAGUUUUUUUCAUCGAGAAAAGCUUGCGCCUUGGAGACAAGUUAAAGCAUGAUUUUCAAAAGACACCAAGUGUUCCUUUCUUGCCUAAGCACAUUGCUAAAUCCAUCCCUUUUUCGGAGGAUAAAUUCACAGAAAUAUUAAAUUUAUUUUCAAUAAAACCUGGAUCUGUAGAAGCCACGGGAAUUAAAGGAACCCUUGACGUAUGUCUACAUAGACCAAAGGUGGAAAAGGAAAACAGGACUUGUGCCCAAUCCAUGGAAGAUGUUGUAGAUUUUGUUGUAAGGGAGCUAGGGUCGAACGAUGUUGAAUUAAGAAUGAUGAAGAACGAUAUUGAGGUGCCUAAAGGCAUACAAGACUACGUGAUAACAAAAGUAAAGAAGUUGGUUGUACCGGGCAAUACUGCAGCCGCAUGCCAUAGAAUGAGCUACCCUUACGUCGUGUACUAUUGUCACCACCAACAAGACAUUGGUCAUUACGACGUAACUUUGGUUAGCCCAACCACUGGUAACGCCAUCCAAACCACCGCCGUAUGCCACUAUGACACAUAUGCUUGGAAGCCUAAUGUCCCAGCCCUUCAAUACCUCGGGAUCCGCCCUGGUGAUGCCCCGGUCUGUCAUUUCUCUGCCAUAAAUGAUAUGUUUUGGAGUCUCAAAGCUAACUCCAAGUCUCUCGACAUGGUUGUGUAAAAUGAAUAAUGUUAUGCAUGAAUGUGUACCAUGUGUAACGCAUGUAACUUAAAUAUUAGCGUGGCAUGGUGUAGGACUCUAGGAUGGUAUAUAUGAUAUACUAUCCAUGCAUGCAACUUACAAGCUACGAGUACGUAGUAUGUAUUGUAGGUUGUGCUUGUAUUCUACUUUUAAAAAAUCUUAUUAUCCUACUUCAUUGUAACUAUAUACGCAUGCACGUACAAACAUUUCUUA
Chenopodium quinoa (quinoa) is the source of this 2179-nucleotide messenger RNA. Its product is annotated as BURP domain-containing protein 9-like. Bases 86 to 1945 code for a protein of 619 amino acids. The transcript has 5 exons. NCBI's taxonomy places the organism in Eukaryota, Viridiplantae, Streptophyta, Magnoliopsida, Caryophyllales, Amaranthaceae. The record is from RefSeq and is a predicted model, not a curated record.